Molecule: messenger RNA, 5297 nt
Organism: Jaculus jaculus (lesser Egyptian jerboa)
Lineage: Eukaryota; Metazoa; Chordata; Mammalia; Rodentia; Dipodidae
Gene: Sgsm1
Product: small G protein signaling modulator 1
Exons: 25
Coding region: 30-3296 (1088 amino acids)
Biological process (GO): activation of GTPase activity
Molecular function (GO): GTPase activator activity
Source: RefSeq, a predicted model, not a curated record
CGCACGCACGGGCGGACGCGGCGAGAGCCAUGGCUUCGGUCCCCGCGGAGGCCGACACGCGGCAGAGGCUGCUGCGCACCGUGAAGAAGGAGGUGAAGCAGAUCAUGGAAGAGGCCGUCACACGCAAGUUUGUCCAUGAGGACAGCAGCCACAUCAUCUCCUUCUGCGCGGCUGUGGAGGCCUGCGUCUUGCAUGGGCUGCGGCGACGGGCGGCCGGCUUCCUCCGCAGCAACAAGAUCGCGGCUCUCUUCAUGAAGGUGGGCAAGAGCUUCCCGCCAGCCGAGGAGCUGAGCCGCAAGGUCCAGGACCUGGAGCAGCUCAUCGAGAGCGCGCGAAACCAGACCCAGGGCCUGCAGGAGAAUGCGCGGAAGUUGCCCAACCUGUCACCGCUGGCCAUUAAGCACCUGUGGAUCCGCACAGCCCUGUUUGAGAAGGUGCUGGACAAGAUCGUGCACCACCUAGUGGAAAACAGCAGUAAAUACUAUGAGAAGGACGCGCUCCUGAUGGACCCCGUGGAUGGCCCCAUCCUCGCGUCUUUGUUGGUGGGGCCCUGUGCCCUGGAGUAUACCAAGAUGAAGACUGCGGACCAUUUCUGGACCGACCCCUCGGCCGAUGAGCUGGUUCAGAGGCACCGUAUCCACAGCUCACAUCUGCGGCAGGACUCGCCCACCAAGCGGCCCGCGCUCUGUAUCCAAAAGAGGCACUCGAGUGGCAGCAUGGAUGACCGGCCGUCCAUCUCCGCCCGGGACUACGUGGAGUCCCUGCACCAGAGCUCCAGAGCCACCCUGCUCUACGGCAAGAACAACGUUUUGGUUCAGCCGAGGGAUGACAUGGAGGCUGUGCCCGGUUACCUGUCCCUGCACCAGACGGCUGACAUCAUGACCUUGAAGUGGACACCCAACCAGCUGAUGAAUGGCUCUGUGGGAGACCUAGACUACGAGAAGAGCGUCUACUGGGACUACGCGGUGACCAUCCGCUUGGAGGAGAUUGUCUACCUGCACUGCCACCAGCAAGUGGACAGUGGUGGCACCGUCGUGCUGGUCAACCAGGACGGGAUCCAGCGGCCACCCUUCCGCUUCCCUAAGGGUGGGCACCUGCUGCAGUUCCUCUCAUGUCUGGAGAAUGGGCUGCUUCCACAUGGGCAGCUGGACCCGCCGCUCUGGUCCCAGAGGGGAAAGGGCAAGGUAUUUCCCAAGCUGCGUAAGCGGAGCCCACAGGGUUCCUCGGAGUCCACGUCUUCAGACAAGGAAGAUGAUGAGGCCACUGACUACGUGUUCCGCAUCAUGUACCCUGGCAUGCAGUCUGAGUUCGUCCCUCAGGAUCUGAUGGAUGUCUCGGUGAACAACCUGCCAUCGCUAUGGCAACCGGGGCCUCGGAAGUCCUCUUGCUCAUCCUGCUCACAAAGUGGCUCAGCUGAUGGCAGCUCAGCCAAUGGCUGCAACCAUGAGAGGGCUCCUCUGAAACUCCUCUGUGACAACAUGAAGUACCAGAUCCUUUCCAGAGCCUUCUAUGGAUGGCUUGCCUACUGCCGACACCUGUCCACCGUGAGGACGCACCUGUCAGCCCUUGUCAACCACAUGAUCGUCUCUCCAGACCUGCCCUGCAGCGCUGGGCAGGGGCUGACGGCCAUCAUCUGGGAGCAGUACCUCCAGGACACCACAAGUUACCAGGAGCAGGAGCUGCUGCGGCUGAUCUACUACGGGGGUAUCCAGCCUGAGAUCCGCAGGGCCGUGUGGCCCUUCCUGUUGGGCCACUACCAGUUCGGGAUGACAGAGACGGAGAGGAAGGAGGUGGACGAGCAGAUCCAUGCGUGCUACGCACAGACCAUGUCGGAGUGGCUGGGCUGCGAGGCGAUCGUGAGGCAGAGGGAGCGGGAGUCCCACGCAGCGGCCCUGGCCAAGUGCUCAUCGGGGGCGAGCCUGGACAGCCACCUUCACCGCAUGGUGCACAGGGACUCCACCAUCAGCAAUGAGUCUUCCCAGAGCUGCAGUUCUGGCCGCCAGAACCUCCGACUUCAGAGCGACUCCAGCAGCAGCACACAGGUGUUCGAGUCCGUGGAUGAGGUGGAAGCGGAAGGCAGAGUGGAGGAGAAGCAGCCCAAGCUUCCCAACGGGAACCUGGCAAACGGCCCUUGUUCCCCUGACUCCGGCCACCCCUCUUCCCAUAAUUUCUCAUCUGGCCUCUCGGAGCACUCCGAGCCCAGCCUCAGCACCGAGGACAGCGUCCUGGACGCUCAGAGGAGCGUCCCCGCUGUGUUCCGACCUGGGGACAGCAGUGUGGAUGACGGACAGAGCAGCGAAGCCACCACCUCGCGAGACGAGGGCCCUCGGGAGGAGCUGGUCGUGCAGGACAGCCUGGAGAGUGACCUGCUGGCCAACGAGAGCAUGGAUGAGUUCAUGUCCAUACCGGGCAGCCUGGACAUGGCCCUGCCUGAGAAGGACGGUGUCCCAGUGGAGGGCUGGCGGGGUCCGGAGGCCGACAAGCGCAGCCAGGCGGACGGCGAUGACAGCCUGUCUGAGGAGCCCGAGAUGGAAAGUCUCUUCCCCGCCCUGGCUUCUCUGGCCGUGAACGCUGCUGCCAAUAACGAGGCGUCACCUGUGUCUUCCAGUGGUGUCACCUACUCUCCGGAGCUGCUGGACAUGUACACGGUGAACCUGCACCGCAUUGAGAAGGACGUGCAGAGGUGUGACCGAAACUACUGGUACUUCACGCCCACCAACCUGGAGAAGCUGCGGAACGUCAUGUGCAGCUACAUCUGGCAGCAUAUCGAGAUCGGCUAUGUCCAGGGCAUGUGCGACCUUCUGGCCCCACUGCUGGUCAUUCUGGACGAUGAGGCCCUGGCCUUCAGCUGUUUCACAGAGCUCAUGAAAAGGAUGAACCAGAACUUCCCCCACGGAGGCGCCAUGGAUACGCACUUUGCCAACAUGAGGUCGCUGAUCCAGAUCCUGGACUCGGAGCUGUUUGAGCUGAUGCAUCAGAAUGGGGACUACACCCACUUCUACUUCUGCUACCGCUGGUUCCUGCUGGAUUUCAAGCGGGAACUCGUCUACGAUGACGUCUUCUCGGUGUGGGAGACUAUCUGGGCAGCCAAGCACGUGUCCUCUGCCCACUACGUGCUGUUCAUCGCGCUGGCGCUGGUGGAGGUCUACCGUGACAUCAUCCUGGAGAAUAACAUGGACUUCACUGACAUCAUCAAAUUCUUCAAUGAAAUGGCCGAGCGGCACAACGCGAAGCAGGUCUUAAAGCUGGCCCGGGACCUCGUGUACAAAGUCCAGACGCUGAUUGAGAACAAGUGAGGGCGGUGCCAGCCUGGCGCCCCUGCCUGCCCUCCUCGCCCUAUCCCUCCCGCUGGCUGUGCAGCCCAGCACGGGGUCCUGGUGUCUGCUCCUCGGCUUGGACCUCUGCGCAGAGAGCAAUGCCCUCAUUGGACUUUGGCCACUGGGCACUGGGGUCGAGGGGCAGCCACCUCAGUUCAGCCUUACGUUUUCCUGUUUGACCAAAGAUCGCCCAAGACUGGGAUUUCUCCCUCUUGGGAGUUGGGGUAGUAAGUGUUUGGAGACGGCUUCUGCCCCCCAGCUCUCUUCUCCCUUCCCCUGUCCCUUCCUCUUCUGUGCAGAUGGCACUGGGGAGGUGGGAAAUUGGUAGAGGAGAUGCCUCUGAACCUGGCAAGAGGUCUUUGGAGAAAUUCCAGAGCAUUCCAGUCCGCUUUACCCCUUGACAUGAUUAGUGACAUUUGAAGCCAGAAAUCUCCUUGCGAGGGGGCUGCGCCGUGUAUUAUACAGGAAAUUGACCAGCUUCCCCACCUUAAGACCACCGAUGCCAGUUACAUAGCCCCCUCCCCACUGUGAUCACCCAAAAUAUCCCCAGCUAUUGCCAUAUGUUCCCCAUGUGGCAACCGCCCCCUUUUAAGAAGCCAACAAGCCCUCUGCCCAACUUUCCUUAGUCUAAGCCAUCCUCUCUCCGAGCUCCCUCCCCAACUCCGUUAGGAAAAGCACACUGAGGUCCUUCUGCCAUCUCUCUUGGAGACUGGGGUUCCGUUUGAUAAUGCUUUCUCAUUUGUCCUCCUCUGCCUGAUGCCCGAAGAUAAUACUUCUUUCUCUCUUUCUUUCUUUUCCUUCCUCUCUUUCCCUCUCUCUCUCUCUCUCUCUCUCUCUCUCUCUCUCUCCUCUCUCUCUCUCUUGUAUCUUGGGAACCUCAAAGUGUCUAUGGGCAGGAGGGAGGAGUUCCCCAAUUCCCCACACAGGGACGAGUCCAGCCUCUUACCUGUGGCUGACAACGUGUGUGUGUCUGCGUGUGCCCUUGUCAUUCUCUAAGCCUCUAAGCGCCUUGCUCACUCAGGACAGGGGUGGAACGAGCUGGGUGUGGUCCCACGCAGGAUUAGUGUGUUUUCCUCGGGGAAAUUCCCACCAUUGAGCUGGAGACAGAGCUGGAUCUGGGAACAGCCCUCUGGGCACUUCACAACAAACCCCAGUAGGACCCGGCGCCGCCCACCCCCCUUUCCCUCCAGCACAACAGCCUGGCUGCUGUCAGAAAUGUCCAGAUGGAAGAAACAGCAGCAGGAAGCCGGGAAGCUCUUCCCAGGUGGCCUGUGGUCUGACAAGAGAUGGCAGCUAGGAUUUCAGGGGGAGGGGAUGGAGAGGCAGCGGGGAAGCUGGACUGAAGCCUCGGCUAACAGGACACCUUAGUCCUUCCGCGGAGCCAACCAGGAUAGGCUGUAAGGGCUGCCCUUUAGUCAAGUGUGACGACUCCUUCUGUCCCGCCUUCUGGCUGCAGCUGCGUUGCCCCAGCCCCCUGCCUAGGGGCACAGGGUGGGCAGAGACGGCUCUGGAUGGCUUUUGCUCCCCGGAAGGGAGAGCCGUGGAAGACAGCAGCUCCCUCCCACGGCAUCAGGACUGGAGGUGACUAGAUCUCACCUGCUUAGAGCCCUGUCUCCCCAGCACCGAACCACAGCUCCCUGAGAUGGGAGGACACACUUAAAGGAAGACCGACAGAUAAAACAAAGUUUAUUUACAGGAGAUGUUAUUUAGCACGACCAGGUCCCAGACCUCCCGAUUGUUAUUUAUUUUUGUAAAAGACUUGUCUGCAGCAUAGCACAAGACCGCCUCUCUGCUUCCUCGUGCGCUCCCCAGAGUGUGUGUGUUGGGGGGGGGGGGUUGCCAUUUGAAGUGACUCUAUUUAUUCGGUUUCCCAGCCGACAUCCAUUGUGUGUGUGUGUGUGUGUGUGUGUGUGUCCCUGUGUCCUGGUAUUGGAGAUGUGGGAGUCUUUCUGUUCACAGAGUGGCCUGUCUUUUUCAGUG